ACAGAACGUAUGUAAUACUUUUUUGCAAACUCUUUGUAUCGCACAGAAUCGUUUUUCGGUGAUUGGAUGUUGGAAAAUGCGACAUGCUUGUAACGACGAAUCACAGCGCGGUAUCUUCUACGCAGUAAGAUGAAAGCGAUGGUGUGUACUAAACGUUUGAAGAACGUCGCGCGAGGGAUGUGAAAAGUGUUUUUUUCACAACCUGUGACUAACUGGCCCGUUUUUUUUUUCUCGUUACAUCUUGUUAGAUGCGUUGGGCACUCAGCUGUGGUAUGGGUAUGUGACGACGGAAGAUGUUUUGAUGGUAAAGGCUUACACACCAGAUUUUCACCCGAGACACGAACUGUCAUCCGUUCGAAAACCGAAACGGACUUUGUUACGUGUAUCGGUGAAAAAACAAGCAAUUUAUGAUGGGGACAAGGCUCGAAAUAUCCCACGUCAAAAUUAUCGCGAUCGUUUAAUCGCAACGUUGGGAUUAAGGAACCGAAGCACGCUGAUCGAGAAACGCGAAGCUAGAGUUGUCGAUUUUUCAAAAUGGGAAAUUGUUUGAAACGCGCUGGAAGCGGUCAGCAGGACAAUACCACUUUGCUGAGUAAUAAUCCUGAUCCUCCUACAUUGACUAGCGGUUCCUUGCAAGAAGGCCUUGGACCUCCGAUGCCUAACAAUGAGGCAGUUACUUUUUCAUAUGCACCGGUAUUUACAAGGGAACUUCAUCUUCAACAAAUUGGUAUCGGUGUUAAUCUAGGAACAGGCAGCGAAGAAGAACAACAAGUUAGAAUAGCAAAACGCAUAGGACUGAUCCAACAUUUACCUAUGAGAGAAUAUGAUGGGACUAAAAAGGGAGAAUGCGUGAUAUGUAUGAUGGAGCUCCAGGUGGGAGAGGAAGUGCGUUAUUUACCCUGUAUGCAUACUUAUCAUGCUGUAUGUAUCGACGAUUGGUUACUGCGUUCCUUGACUUGUCCAUCAUGCAUGGAACCAGUAGAUGCAGCAUUGAUUAGUUCGUAUCAUCCAACCACUUAACAGCAUGAAGGAAGGAACAUGGAAUAGCUAAUCGGGUUAUGUUCUGCACGUGGAUCAUUGAAAAGAAGUAAAGUGUAUUUACGAA
Messenger RNA from Eufriesea mexicana, 1105 nucleotides. It is a transcript of the gene Rnf11, whose product is annotated as Ring finger protein 11. Gene Ontology annotation, biological process: ubiquitin-dependent protein catabolic process. The record is from RefSeq and is a predicted model, not a curated record. Gene Ontology annotation, cellular component: ubiquitin ligase complex. The transcript is spliced from 3 exons. Gene Ontology annotation, molecular function: ubiquitin protein ligase activity. NCBI's taxonomy places the organism in Eukaryota, Metazoa, Arthropoda, Insecta, Hymenoptera, Apidae. The coding region runs from base 535 to 1020 and encodes 161 amino acids.